Mercenaria mercenaria is the source of this 8169-nucleotide messenger RNA. Its product is annotated as CAP-Gly domain-containing linker protein 4-like. The transcript is spliced from 15 exons. NCBI's taxonomy places the organism in Eukaryota, Metazoa, Mollusca, Bivalvia, Venerida, Veneridae. The record is from RefSeq and is a predicted model, not a curated record. Gene Ontology annotation, molecular function: protein binding. The coding region runs from base 310 to 2328 and encodes 672 amino acids.
GCAUACUUAUAUUGUAAUAAGGAAAUAAAACUUAAAUUUUUGUACUAGUGUAUGUAUGUAAUGGUAAAAAUAUACAAAUGUUGAUCAUUGUUCUAGUGAUGUGUUUUCUGUUAUUUCAUGAAAAAAAGGAAGUUUUAGAUAUGGUAGUAGUGAAAAAUACAAAACCAUAACUUCUGACUUUAUCAAGAAAAGGAAGUAUUAAAUAUAAUUAUAGGAUAUACAUGUAUUUGAUGAGUUUUUGUACAUGAGGAUAUACUGAAUUUUAAUCACUAGGGAAGAGAGAAUUAUUAAAAAAAAAUCUUGAAUUGUAUGACAUUAGAAGAAUGCAAUGAGGAUAGGCCACCAUUACGGCCUCUUAACCAAUCAAAACCUGAGAAAGUUACCUCUGGUAGAAACCGACCAAUGAUACAUCCCUGUGUGGACCCACCAGUCUGCGAAGACUGUCAGAAGCUAGAGUUGUCUUUUUUUGACCCUGGAUGUCCAGGUUGCCAUGACAUCCUCGUAAAUCCAAACACAAAAGUGCCGGAGAUAUUUGCAAUAUUGAGACAAUGGACGCCACAGACACAGCUUAAUCUUGACCUUCUGAUAAAUGAGAUAUUAAAACGUGGAGGACAUAUCAAUGACAGAGAUGGUUUAACAGAUAUGACGUUAUUGCACUAUGCCAGUAAAUCUGGAGCUGCAGGUAUCGGUGAUCCCGAACUAGCAUCAGAAGUAGUCAGCAUGUUGUUGUCACGAGGGGCCGAUCCAAAUAUACGAUGUCGGUGGACCAAUAUGACAGCGUUGCAUUAUGCAGCAUAUUUCGAUGUUGUUCCUGUAAUCAAAAUAUUGUUAAAAGCUACAAAGGCAUUAGAUAUAGACAGUAGAUGUACAGAGUUUGACAAUGGCACAGCACUGCAUAUAGCUGCCUCAAACCUCGCUCAUGAGGCAGUGAAAGUUCUAUUACAGAAUGGAGCAAACUCUCUAGUUAAAGAUGAUAUGGACAGAAAGCCAUUAGAUUGCAUUCCUGAUCCUACAGCUUUGGACUGUGACCCGGACAUGCCUAAAACAGUAAUGAAGUUGAAGAAGACCUUACAGGAGGCUGAUUCAGAAGGUGAAAAACGACCCCCGCCAAACUACGACCUCGUUCAGAGCAAAGUCACGUUACAGGCCCUUGGGAUUAAUUUGGGUGAUAAAGUUGUAGUGGGUGGAGUUAAAAAUGGUACAUUGCGGUACUGUGGACCAACAGAGUUUGCCAGUGGGGUUUGGGCAGGUAUAGCAUUAGACGACGAAGCUGGAAAAAAUGACGGAAGUAUUGGUGGAAUAUCCUACUUCACAUGUUCACCAAAACACGGUAUAUUUGCACCUAUCAGCAAGAUCAGUAAACCAGGUGCUGUGAUAAAGUCUGCCCCAAGUCCUAUCAAACAAGCUCCAGUGAACCAAGGAAAUGUGGACGUCUCACAUGUCACAUCUAAAGUGGAUUCAGGAAAGCUAGAGAAGGCAGCGGCUACAUCUACUCCUCGGAAAUCCUCAGGUUUAAGUAAGUCUCGAACAUCAUCCAUUUCAUCGUUAGCAGAGAUUGAGGUUGGAGAUAGAGUGAUUGUGGCAGGACAGAGAAAGGGUACCAUUAAAUUUGUGGGAGAAACAAAGUUUGCACCAGGAAUAUGGUAUGGUAUAGAGUUAGACAGGGCAGCGGGUAAAAAUGAUGGAUCGGUCAGUGGAGUCAAAUAUUUCAACUGUAAAAUGAAGCAUGGUGUGUUUGCUCCACUCUCGAGAAUUCAGAAAGAUUACAAACAGAAAAAAAGGAUAAAUCACAGAAAGGUUUCGUCAUUCAGAAGAAGGAUCACACCUGAAAUGGAAGAAGGGUUAGGUGAUAAACGGUUUAGCUCCAAUGAAUCUCUUGAAACCAUCAGCUGGGGUGCAGUGUCGGAACGGGUAGAUAAACGAGGGUCCGGUACUGUACACCUACGAGAUGGGCGACCAAGGACACCAAACAAGAGACCAAAGAGUGGUACCCCAGACGGCAUCAUGAGAACACCAGGAUCCAGCUCAAAUUUCAAACUUGAAGUUGGCAUGAGUGUGUUUUGUAACAAUGAACUUGGAGCUGUGCGAUAUAUUGGACCAACAGAUUUCGGUGAUGGUAUAUGGGUUGGUGUAGAGUUGCGUACAGCGAAAGGAAAAAAUGAUGGUUCAGUGCAGGGUAAACGAUACUUCUCGUGUAAACAUGACCAUGGACUACUUGUUCGACCAAAUAAAAUUACUGUAAGAGGAAUUAAUGGAGCGAAACUUGUUUCGGAAAUGUAUGGGCAAGCUACCCAGGAAACAUCUGUGACAAAUGGAGAUGUGAAAUGACAGACAAGAUUGACACAAAUCAUUUUUUCUUUGGCAGAUAGUGAUAGAUAGAAGUUUAUUUGUAGAAUAAGGGAAGUAGUCUACACCUACAGAUCUAACUUUGGUGAAUGUCUGCUGUAGCAUCUCACUAAAAUUCAAGUGCCUCGACACAAACAGUUCAUAUCUUAAAGACGACAGGGACAAAAUAUCUUGAGUUUCAGCAUGCAGCAUUUUAAAUUGGUGGAAUCUCAAGUCCAGUAUUAUCUUAAAAUGAAAGUAUUUGAGAUUGUAUGUAUUUAUGUAAGUUUUGAUGUUACAAAAAGGCUUUUAAUAAUGAAAAGGAACUUCUGACAUAUGCAGAUAUGUAACAAAAAUUCUUUUUGUACAAGAACAUUUAUACCUUCAGAUAUACUUUGAAAUUUCCUAAAGUUAAAUUGAGAUUAAAGAUGCAGGAAACCUGGAAAUAAACAACUAAGCAAUUUCUUAAAGGUUUUUUCUUUUCAACAAAACUUCUUCAUAAUGCAUUUAUGAGAAAUAAGAGGCAUUGAAAUUUCCAGAUACCUGCGUGAAGACCUGUUCAUGUAAUAUUAAGUUUCUAUUAAGACGAUGUGAAAAAUUUGAUUUAGUUGCCAGCUAUAUGUAAAUCUACACAUUUAGAAGUUACAGCUUUUUUUUAGCUUAGACAAGACUAGUACAUUUUAAACAUGUACUGCUAUUUUGUGUGAAAAUUGCAGUGUUCUAAAUUUUUGUUCCUCUGAUGCUUAUAUGCAAAAUGAAACAAAUUCGCACAGUACCCUGACAUACUUUCAUCAGUAUGAUUAUUGUUUAAGGUGAAGAAACAUGAUUAUUGAUUUGAAAGAUUAUAUUUGAUGUUUUUGAGCGUACAUUAUACCAUAUAAAAGAUAUUAGAUAUAUUAUUAAGAUGCAUACUUGCCAAUUAUAGCUGUUGCUAUAAGAAUUUGUAUUUGGGGCUAAUUCUUUUACCUAAAGAAAUAUUUCUUGAUUAUGUUCAGAUUUGUGGAAAUGUUAAGCUGCAGUCAUAUAUUUUUUAUGCGCCUGUCUCUGAAAGAGCAGGGCGUAUUAUGUGAACACCCGUGGCUGUCGGGCGGGCAGCAUCCAAAACAUGUCCACUCUCUAAGUCGAACAGUUUUCAUCCGAUCUUCACCAAAUAUCUCAUCCAAGUUCGAUCCAAGUUCGAUAACCACCUAAAUUGCCCCAGGCACUCUUGCAUUAUGGCCCUUGAAUUAGGCCAAGUUCGAUGACGGGCAUAUUUUGUGACAGUCUGGCACUCAUGUUUUCAUGAUCACUUUUUAGGUAAAACUACUUUUCAGUUACCAUUUAAGAAGGUCAGAGGGGGAAAUCAAGGGAGGCAACACUAUAAGUACAGCUUUUUUGAUGUUCUCUCAUUGUAACAAGUGUAAAGUGUUAAAUUUAUGAGGCUGUUUUUCCCCGAUAGGAUAUUUUAUAGUCCUAUAGAUAUUAGUCACCACAGAUAAAAAGGCCAUAUUGCCGACGCAGUACAACACCAGUCAGUUAAUGUACAUCUGGGUAGCUUGAUGCACAUACAGGAAACACAUGUUAGAGGCAAUAUACUACAAUCUUUUAAUGCUAGGUAUUUCUUUGGUACCAGUAUUUAUAUAUACCGAUAAAAUCUGUCCCUAGUUUACAGUUGUUGAUAUAUGGCUAAAAUGUCUCAUUUGAUGUGAUAAUUUUCAUUUUCAUGAUUAACAUAAUUAUUUCAUACCAUUUAUUUCCAUUUUCACUUUAUUUUCAUUGCUAUGAAGAUAAUUUUCUUACAUAUUUCUUAAAUGUAAUUAUGUAGAAUAAUUGUAAGCAAAAAGCUGUUUUUUGUCACUCUGUAAUUAUUUCUCUCCUCAUUGAUUUUACAGUGAGCUGCAUGCAUGGAUUCAAUUUGCUUUUCAAUGUACACAGUUUAUAUUUUGCAGACAUUCCAUACAUGCUUUUAGUAAAUAUUGCAUUAUUCAAUAAUUUUCUCUUUUUCAAACAGUCCUUGAAUUCUGGAAUAUUUACAAUUUCAAGCUUUCAGCUUAAAGUGAUAUUCAGGUUUUGUUUUUCAAGAAGUUGAUACGUGUUGUAUUUAUGCUGUUUUAAUCAGUCUUUUAAUGAAAUAGAAGUCAAAUCAAUGCAGUGGUAGCUGCAGAAAGACUGUAUGUGAAGUAGUGAAAACGUGACAUUUUGUCCAAUCAAGAAUAUUACCUUCAAUAUCAGAUUUAUCUUACAAUUGCCUGUGGUAAAAAGGAGUAACAUUAUCAGAGAGAUGCAGAACUUACAUUUAAUAUAUAGCAAUUUUCAAGCUUAACCUAACCCAGCAUAUCUAAGUCAGGUUAGCAAAGAUACGAUAGUUGAAAGGAUUAAAAGGAUACUAUUCAAUCCUAUCCAGUGUACAUGCCUUUAAGCAGAGAAAGUUUUUUUUUUUCAAAGAAAGCUUUCUGGAAAAUACUUGAUUUUUGUUGGUUUUAUUGGUAUGAUUUCUAUAUAAGCGGACUGUGAAUGGUUAAUAGUUGUAGAAUGAUUAGCAUAUACUUGCCCAUAAGUCUGAACUGGCCAUAAGUGGUGGUGCUGCAUUUAUUAAAAGGGGCUUGCCUCCAGUUUUGUGUAAACACAUUUGAUAUUGAGAAAAUAUUUCUUGAUAUCAGUAAUUAUAUAUCAAAGAUGGUAGCUGGGUUUUUCCCGGGAGUGUCCGGUGUAAAAAAACAUGUUAAAGGCUGUAAAAUGUUUGGUACAGGGUAAAAUUGUGAUGAAGUUUUUUGCUGUACUUUGUAGAACACUAAAAACAUAAGCUUAAAUCUGAAUUCUUAAUUUUCAUUUGUUUUGAAAAUUAUUAUGUUUUAAUGUUAAUCUGGAGGCAGUUUCCAGUAAUAUAAUUCGUUUAAUCUAUUGAGUAUUUCAAAACAUUUUGAUGUCAAGCAGAAUAUAGUGCUUUUGAAGGUCCAAUGGUAGACUUAUGGACAAGAAUGUAAUUACAAUGUAUAAUAUUAGAGAAUUCUCAGUGCCAAAAAAAGAGAGAUAUUUUUUUUUUAGCUCACCUGUCACAAAGUGACAAGGUGAGCUUUUGUGAUCGCGCGGUAUCCGUCGUCCGUGCGUGCGUCCGUAAACUUUUGCUUUUGACCACUCUAGAGGUCACAUUUUUCAUGGGAUCUUUAUGAAAAGUGGUCAGAAUGUUCACCUUGAUGAUAUCUAGGUCAAGUUCGAAACUGGGUUACGUGCCAUCAAAAACUAGGUCAGUAGGUCUAAAAAUAGAAAAACCUUGUGACCUCUCUAGAGGCCAUAAUUUUCAACGGAUCUUCAUGAAAAUUGGUCAGAAUGUUCACCUUCAUGAUAUCUAGGUCAAGUUCGAAACUGGGUCACUUGCAGUCAAAAACUAGGUCAGUAGGUCUAAAAAUAGAAAAACCUUGUGACCUCUCUAGAGGCCAUAUAUUUCACAAGAUCUUCAUGAAAGUUGGUCAGAACGUUCACCUUGAUGAUAUCUAGGUCAAGUUCGAAACUGAGUCAUGUGCCAUCAAAAACUAGGUCAGUAGGUCAAAUAAUAGAAAAACUUUGUGACCUCUCUAAAGGCCAUAUUUUUCAUGGGAUCUGUAUGAAAGUUUUUCUGAAUGUUCAUCUUGAUGACAUCUAGGUCAAGUUCGAAACUGGGUAACAUGCGGUCAAAAACUAGGUCAGUAGGUCUAAAAAUAGAAAAACCUUGUGACCUUUCUAGAGGCCAUGUAUUUCACAAGAUCUUCAUGAAAAUUGGUCAGAAAGUUCACCUUGAUGAUAUCUAGGUCAAGUUCGAAAGUGGGUCACGUGCCUUGAAAAACUAGGUCAGUAGGUCAAAUAAUAGAAAAACCUUGUGACCUCUCUAAAGGCCAUAUUUUUCAUGGGAUCUGUAUGAAAGUUGGUGUGAAUGUUCAUCUUGAUGAUAUCUAGGUCAAGUUCGAAACUGGGUCACGUGCGGUCAAAAACUAGGUCAGUAGGUCUAAAAAUAGAAAAACCUUGUGACCUCUCUAGAGGCACAUAUUUUAUGAAAUCUUCAUGAAAAUUUGUCAGAAUGUUCACCUUGAUGAUAUCUAUGUCAAAUUAGAAAGUAGGUCACGUGCCAUCAAAAACAAGGCCAGUAGGUCAGAUAAUAGAAAAACCUUGUGACCUCUCUAGAGGCCAUAUUUUCCAUGGGAUCUGUAUGAAAGUUGGUCUGAAUGUUCAUCUUGAUGAUAUCUAGGUCAAGUUCGAAAGUGGGUCACGUGCCAUCAAAAAGUAGGUCAAUAGGUCAAAUAAUGAAAAAACAUUGUGACCUCUCUAGAGGGAUCUGUGUGAAAAUUGGUCUGAAUGUUUAUCUUGAUGAUAUCUAGGUCAAGUUUGAAACUGAGUCAACUGCGAUCAAAAACUAGGUCAGUAGGUCUUGAAGUAGAAAAACCUUGUGACCUCUCUAGAGGCAAUACCCUUGAAUGGAUCUUCAUGAAAAUUGGUCAGAAUGUUCACCUUGAUGAUAUCUAGGUCAAGUUUGAAACUGGGUCACAUGCCUUAAAAAACUAGGUCAAUAGGUCAAAUAAUAGAAAAACCUUGUGACCUCUCUAGAGACCAUAUUUUUCAAUGGAUCUUCAUGAAAAUUGGUCAGAAUUUUUAUCUUGAUAAUAUCUAGGUCAAGUUCAAAACUGGGUCACAUGAGCUCAAAAACUAGGUGACUAUGUCAAAUAAUAGAAAAAAUGAUGUCAUACUCAAAACUGGAUCAUGUGGGAAGAGGUGAGCGAUUUAGGACCAUCAUGGUCCUCUUGUUGUUUUUUUAGUAGAAGUAGUGCAUACAGAGAUGUGUAUUUAAAGUUUGUAUUUAGUUUCAUGUAUUUAUUUUUCAUUUUAAGCAUAGUUUACGAGAAUGUGUUAGUGCUUUAUGUUUGGAGAAAGGCAAAAAAGUCUGCCUCUUUUAGUUUAAAAGAUAGCUCCAAGUAGAGCAUAAUGUUCUUCUGUUUUCACCUAGUGUUGGUGUCACAUUAAACCCAACAAAAUAUUUUUUUCACAGCAGAAGUAUUUUAGCAUUUAUAGGUUAACAUUAAGUGCUCUCUAAUUUUUUUGUUAAAAUAUAAUGGUGUAUACAUUUAAAACAAUAAUUGCUUGAGGUCAGAAGGGAAUAAGCAAGGUACUGGAGUUAUCCAAGGAUGUGACCAGUCCAAAUGUUGGAAAAAAAAGGAAAGUGGCUAGGGAUCACAUAAGUCGUUUGAGUGAGCCUGGGUUCUUGAGAUAUCCAUGCACAAGCUAGUGGUGUUUCGCUAUAGUUACUGGCAUGAACAUAUGCCAAAUUUUCCUGUAUAUGACAAAAGACAAAUGCUUCAAAGGGGUAAAAUAUCUGAUACAUUCUAACAAACAAAAUCAUUUUUCUAUUUAGGUUUUUAAAAAAUAUCAGUGUCUUUUACAUUUAAUGUAAGUCAAAUUAGUCAAUGUAUAAUGAAACUCUAUUCAAAUUUUUACAAAAUGGAAAGAGCAGUUUUUAAUUUAUGGUAUUUCUGGUUUUAUUUUGCUUCACCAGUAUGCACGUAACUUGAAAAAAAAAAUGUAUUCUGCAAAGUCAUGUUCGAAAAUAAAGAGUACGGAAAUGAUGAAUUUAAAUUUUUGAAGAUGCACUUUUUCCCUAGGCCUAGAAAAAUUCUUUGUUUCCGAUAACAUGCUCCAAAAAAUUAGGGUAGGUAGAUGGGAAUUUUUCUUUUUUAAUAAGCGGGACUUUUCGGAAAUUAUUUUUGUGUCAAAAAAUGGAUACAUAUUAGAGGGUUAUGUUUUUAGAGCUUCUUUAAGUUGAUUUCUUACACCACUGACCAUGUUAAAAGCAUAAAAAGUGCAGUUUUGCAACUCUUUGUUAAAAAGUUGAAAAAAAGAAAA